AUGGACAUGGUAUUCACAAGCCUCGAUAAUUGUUAUUCAAUGUAUGUUAAGUAUGCCAAGGAGUGUGGGUUUUCAUUCAGGAAAGGGACUACAAAGACAAACUCUAAAGGUGUGUUACAUAUUAAGUAUUACUUGUGUACGAGAUCUGGGUUAUAUAAGGACAAGAAGGCUGGAUCAUGGAAGGUGUAUAAGUUUGUCGAGGAGCACAACCAUGAUCUUGUAGAACGUCCUGAUAAGCAUUUUCUUCCAACUGAACGACACCUCACUCAGCUCCAGAAGCAUGUUAUACACAGCAUGUCUAAGUUGAAUUUGGGUCCCGUCAAGGCGUUUAAUGUUAUGAAGACUUGUUUUGGCGGUUUUGAAGACGCGGGUGCAAGUAAAGUUGAAUUUAAGAACUACAAGAGGAAAAUUAACUUAUACGCUAUGGUGUUUGUACCAUUCACUGGUAUAGACAAUCAUCACUGCAAUGUUACAUUUGGUGCUGCAUUAUUAGCGUCGGAAACUGCUGAUACGUAUAUUUGGUUGUUGAGAGUUUUUAUAAAAGCUGUUGGUUCUCAACCAAAAGUUGUUAUCACUGACCAAGAUCCAGCAAUGAAGAAGGCUAUUUCUGCUGUAUUGGUUGACACGAGGCAUCGGUUAUGCAUGUGGCAUGUGAUGCAUAAACAUUCUCUGAAGGUUGGUGUUAGGCUAUGCAAUUCCACCAAUUUCAAAGAACGUAUUUGUGGUGUUGUGUGGACGGAUAUUCUCACACCUGAAGAGUUUGAAUCAGAAUGGGAAGCGGUUAUCGAAGAGUUCAAUUUAGCAAAUAAUGACUGGCUAUCUGAUAUUUUUGCACUUAGGGAAUCUUGGAUCCCUGCAUACUAA
This is a messenger RNA of Helianthus annuus (common sunflower), 864 nucleotides long. Its product is annotated as protein FAR1-RELATED SEQUENCE 2-like. The transcript is spliced from 4 exons. The record is from RefSeq and is a predicted model, not a curated record. NCBI's taxonomy places the organism in Eukaryota, Viridiplantae, Streptophyta, Magnoliopsida, Asterales, Asteraceae. The coding region runs from base 1 to 864 and encodes 287 amino acids. Gene Ontology annotation, biological process: regulation of DNA-templated transcription.